Seminavis robusta is the source of this 1348-nucleotide messenger RNA. Lineage: Eukaryota; Bacillariophyta; Bacillariophyceae; Naviculales; Naviculaceae. The record is from the annotation of a GenBank genome assembly.
AUAUUGGAUGGACAAGCAUUAAUGAACCAAAACAAUACUACUAGACUACUAGUACCAUAGUAGACCAGACCAGACCAACAGCUACGGUAUGAGCGCUCCCGACAAGAAUGUGGACAAGAUGGGUUACAUGUCGGUGAUGGUGGGCGACGGUGCCGCGGAGUUGAAUCGUCAUUUGGUGCAGUACGGUCAUGAUUACGGCCUUGCUGCAAGGCAAUUUCGGUUUACGUUGGAUGGCGGACGACAUGUACUGAGAACCGGUCAAGGCGUCUUGGAAUCGCUGCAGUUUGGCUACAUGCCGUGGAUGGCUCUGGGUUGGAUCUUGCAGACGUCCGUCACAGUUUGGUCGCAACUCCAACAAGCCAAGAGCAGUCAACAACAACAACAGGCACUGCAGCAGCAAUUGCAACAACAACAUCAAUUCAAUGCUCAACACUUACUAUUAUUGCAGGCGUCGUCACCGGAUGCGGUCCAGGCUCUGGUUGAAACCACGUGUCUCUAUGCACAAGAUCAUGCCGCCACAGCAGUCCAUUUGGUUGUCACAGACUCCUACUUGGCGGCUCAAGUCAGACUCUAUUUGCAGAAACACAAAAAGAAACAACCACAACCACAACAAAAAGACGACUCCAGCAUUGCAAGUGAUACAAGUCAAAACAAUAUGCAAGUGUUUGUAUCACUCCAAGAAGCGUUUGAUCAAGCCAGCAAUAGCAGCAGCAGCAAGGUCCUUAUUUAUGUGCAUUCUCUGCAACAACUUCACCUCCAUCACAAUCUACUACAAAUCCACAAUUGCAACGAUUUUGUUCUCAUGGCCGAUCAUCAUACAGUAUGCAAUGCCAAUGCCACUGCUGCUGGGGGCGGCCCACGGCUGAUUCUCAACGGACACAAGGUAGACAUUCAAAACUCACGGGGGACCAUUCAGUCGGUAGCAUUCUCGGGAGGAUGGCCCAACCACAAUCAACAGGAGAUUCAAUUUGUGCAAUGUACUACUACAACCAAUAAUAGUGGUCACCAUGACAGCAGCAGCACAUCUCGAAACAACAAGAAGAGUGACAGACUUCAUCAUCAUCAAAAAAAGCAACAACAACAACAACUGACCACUACUAGAAUCAAGGUCGGGCUGCUGUUUGCCUCAUCGGCGUUUGUCACGGCUGUAUCAUUCACGUGUCAUUCGAUAUUCUUCCGACACCACCAUGAUCGUAACCACAAUGGUCGUCGUGGCCCAACAAGCAACUGAGUCGAGUCGAGUCCAGGAAGCCACAAGCUACAAGUACAUCGCCGCUAUUUUAGGAUAAAAGAAAGACUACCACAAUAGCCCAAGCAGCACUGACGAUUCGAUUCCCAUGGGGGAUGA